CAGUUAGAUCCGGCUCCAGAAUAUAUAGCUUGGCGUCAGCAAAUGUGGGAUAAAUUAAAGAAGGAGUAUGACGAGUGGGUGGCCAAUCAAGCGCCGCAGUCCAUACAGAUAACUUUACCUAAUGGCAAGACUUUGGAAGGUUUGUCCUGGAGAACCACACCAUAUGAUUUCCACCGAGGAAGGACCCAGGGUCUAGCAGAUGAAAGUGUUAUUUCUAAGGUGAAUGGUGUAGUCUGGGAUCUUGAUCGUCCAUUUGAAAAAGAUGCUACAUUGCAAUUGUUAAAGUUUGAUGACCCAGAAGCUCGGGCAGUAUUUUGGCAUUCAAGCGCUCACAUAUUAGGAGAAGCGAUGGAACGUCAUUAUGGAGGACAUCUUUGCUAUGGUCCUCCCAUUGAGGAAGGAUUUUAUUACGAUAUGUUCCUUGAAGGGAGAUCAGUGACUCCUGCAGAUUAUCCAAAUUUGGAAACGUUAGUGCAGAAGAUUGUAAAGGAGAAGCAGCCAUUUGAGAGGUUGGAGAUGAAGAAGGAGGAUCUGCUUAAAAUGUUUGAGCACAACAAGUUUAAACAGAGGAUAAUCAAUGAGAAAGUUGAUACAUCAACUACUACUGUGUACAGAUGUGGACCCUUGAUUGAUUUAUGUAGAGGACCACAUGUUAGAAAUACAGGAAAGAUUAAGGCACUACAAGUCACCAAAAGUUCAUCAUCAUACUGGGAAGGAAAAGCUGAUGCAGAGACUCUGCAGAGAAUUUAUGGCAUCUCAUUCCCUGAUACAAAACAAAUGAAAGAGUGGCAGAAGAUUCAAGAGGAAGCUGCUAAACGGGAUCACAGAAAAAUUGGCAGGGAACAGGAAUUAUUUUUUUUUCAUGAGUUGAGUCCAGGGAGCUGUUUCUUCCUGCCAAGAGGCGCUCACGUUUAUAACUUACUCUGUGAUCUCAUUAAGAGUGAAUACAAAAAGAGAGGAUUUACCGAAGUUGUGUCACCUAACAUCUACAACAUUAAACUAUGGGAGACAUCAGGCCAUUGGCAGCAUUACGCUGAAAACAUGUUUGCUUUUGAAUCUGAAGGUGAAAAAUUUGCAUUAAAGCCCAUGAAUUGUCCUGGACAUUGUCUGAUGUUUGACCAUCGUCCUCGUUCUUGGAAAGAGCUUCCCGUUCGAUAUGCCGACUUUGGAGUUUUGCAUAGGAAUGAAUUGUCUGGUGCACUGUCUGGAUUAACGAGAGUGAGGAGGUUCCAACAAGAUGAUGCUCACAUUUUUUGCAGGCCUGAUCAGAUUAAACAGGAAAUGGCUGGUUGCCUGGAUUUUUUGAAGUGUAUAUAUAGUUACUUUGGAUUCAGCUUCCAAUUGAAGCUUUCAACAAGACCUGAAAAAUUUUUGGGAGAAGUGGCUGUCUGGGAUGAAGCUGAACAGCAACUGAAGGAAAGUUUGGACGAGUUUGGUGAAAAAUGGGAGUACAACCCAGGAGAUGGAGCUUUUUAUGGGCCCAAGAUUGAUAUAACAAUCAUGGAUGCCCUUAGAAGACCUCACCAGUGUGCCACCAUUCAACUUGACUUUCAACUACCACAGCGGUUCAAUCUUACGUUUGUUAGGUGGAAAAGUGAGAAAAAAAGACCUGUAAUCAUCCACAGAGCAAUUCUUGGUAGUGUUGAACGAAUGAUUGCUAUCUUGUGCGAAAAUUUUGCUGGAAAGUGGCCUUUUUGGUUGUCCCCUAGACAAGUGAUGGUAAUUCCUGUGGCUCCACCAUUUGAUGAAUAUGCCCUAAAGGUUCAAAAGACUUUGUUUGGUUGUGGUUUCCAGUGUGAUGCUGAUCUUGAUUCAGGAGACACUAUGAACAAAAAAAUAAGAAACGCCCAGCUGUCACAGUAUAAUUUUAUUAUAGUUGUUGGUGAAAAAGAGCAAACAAACGAAACUGUGAACAUAAGAACACGAGACAACAAAGUGCAUGGCGAGCACAAAUUGGACCAUGUUAUAGACAGGUUGAAUUUCUUCACCCAGUCCAAGCUUCUGGAUGCAGAAGAAAAAUUUUGA
Molecule: messenger RNA, 2025 nt
Organism: Helobdella robusta
Lineage: Eukaryota; Metazoa; Annelida; Clitellata; Rhynchobdellida; Glossiphoniidae
Exons: 19
Biological process (GO): threonyl-tRNA aminoacylation
Cellular component (GO): cytoplasm
Molecular function (GO): ATP binding; threonine-tRNA ligase activity
Source: RefSeq, a predicted model, not a curated record